This is a messenger RNA of Moneuplotes crassus, 932 nucleotides long. Lineage: Eukaryota; Ciliophora; Spirotrichea; Euplotida; Euplotidae. The record is from the annotation of a GenBank genome assembly.
AUGAAUUAUCUAUUUCAAAACAUCGAGCAACAGAGCCAAGAGAAUUUGUUAUUUGAAGACCAAGUGGAUUAUGCCCAAGAUCCUCUGUACUAUGACAAUGUGUUUGCUAAAACUUUUGGAACCCCUGAGCAAAAGGAGAAUAGCCAAAUCCUAUCAGACUGGAGUUGAUUCGGGCAAGCCAACUCUGAUUCUGUCAGAGAUGUAAUUAAAAAGAACAUAAUUUCCUUCGAGACGUUCUAUAGUCAAAGAAUCACAAAUGCUGAUGAACUCGAAGUGAAAAAUUCAACAAAUGUUCUGAAUGGGAAGGAAGUUUCGUCUCAACACCCAGCGACUAAAGAUGCUUCUAAUCAUGCUUUCUUGUCUGAUAGAGAGUUAGAAGUCUGUUUGAAAGUUGAGAAAGAGUCGUCUCUUGAGAGAAAUUUCUUAAUUUCGAGAGAAAAUUGAAUUAAGGGAGCUAAGAAGAGAGCUGAUAUGGAAGUGAAGAAAGUUAGUCGAAGAAUAAAACAGUUUUACAAAGACUUGUUUAAGGUUCAGAACCCUGAGAUUAUUAAGAGAAGAUAUAUUAACUGUGAUUCACAAAUAAUUCUAAAAUCAAUGAAAAAGAUCCUACUUACUAUUCUUCCUGGAGGUGUCGUAACCGAUGAUUUGGCCUACUUCACAAUCGGUAUCUGAGGAAUUAAGCAACCAUUGGAGCUUGAGUGAACCGAAGAGACUAAAAACGAAAUCUAUAACUAUUUAGAAGCAACUAAAAGAUUCUCAUUGACCAAGUUUGAGUUGUGAUUAAACUCAACUGUUCUCCAGACUUUAUGAAGAGGAUUCAUAUCUCAAAAUGAGGGGAAUUUAUCAGAUAUCCUACAGAAAACUUUAGAAAAAGCUAGCCCUUCAACUUAAUAAUACCUGCAAGUCAGGUUAUUAUGAUAGCUAGUUCUCAA